Messenger RNA from Anolis sagrei ordinatus, 1852 nucleotides. RefSeq names its product sulfotransferase 6B1-like. Gene Ontology annotation, molecular function: sulfotransferase activity. Gene Ontology annotation, cellular component: cytoplasm. The record is from RefSeq and is a predicted model, not a curated record. NCBI's taxonomy places the organism in Eukaryota, Metazoa, Chordata, Lepidosauria, Squamata, Anolidae. Gene Ontology annotation, biological process: sulfation.
CUGGUUAUUAAAUAUGGGAGACAAUUUGGGAGUAGUAAGCACUCUAUUUCACUCUAUUGUUUGUGUUGAACCUGUUUCCCCUUUCCGCAUCUCCUCCUGCCCUGUAUGACCCCAUGAAUCUGGGGACUCCCUCCCUCCUUAGAAAAACAUAUCCUUCCUGCACAGGGCAGGCCACCAGAGGAUAAAGGCAAACGUUAACUUUUAUUAGCCAGGCAGAUGUUAACUUGAGAACCGCCAAGCAGAAGGACAGGCAACAGUAGCAAAAUCUGCUGUUCUUCUCCAAACAGAAGGUAUUGGCAAUUUACAUGAAAUGCUUGCCAAAAUAUGCCAAUUACAAAACCAUGUUAUGCUUUAGGAAGUCUAAUCUUAUUGCAUAUCUUAACUGUAUUUUAAAUUCCUUUGGUUCCAUUCUGAAGCAAAUAAAGAAGACUUCUUGUGACUUACAAAGAUUAGAAAGAUCAUGUUACCGAACUGCCUAACACUGCCAAACUGAGGAAAGUGUCAGCAUCAUAGUCAUUCCUUAAAGGGGCAGAGCUCUCUUUAAUUCAUCCACUUGGUUUCAGUUAGCCUAUUCACUUCGCCCUCUGGAGCCCCUGGUGUUCCAAUCAAUCUUCAGGAGUAAUAUUUCCUCCCAAAAAAUAACAUUAUUCAGCCAGCAAAAAAUUAAGCAAUACAUUGCUAUAGAAGCAAAUAAAACCAGAUAGUCUUAAUAGCCAGUCUGAACUGGAAUCCAGGGUGUGAGCUUAUGUAAUUCCGGACUUUGUUCUUUCAUUAAAUAUCCUUUGCUGAGCAACAAAGAGCGUGCGAGAGCACUGUACUGAAUCUCAUCUUUAGAAGAGAUCUGGAUAAGGCACCAGCGAGAAGAAAGGAUGUCAAAGGAAUUUGUAGAGAAGUUCUUAGAGGAUGACAAGGAUAACAAUGAUGACCUGCUAUUUUCUUACAGAGGAGUUCUGUAUCCUAGUCGGCUUUGUAAAGUUGAGACUUUUGAAGCUCUUGAAGCCGUGGAAGCCAGAAAGGAUGAUGUCUUGAUAGUGGCUUAUCCUAAAUGUGGUACAAAUUGGUCACGAUAUAUUUUAAAUGAUGUGGUGGCAGAAAUUCACAGGGAUUUAACACCUCCAAAUAACUUUCAACUGCUUGAGUUUGGACAUCCAGAAAAAAUUAAGGAUAUAAACGAAUGGCCUUCCCCACGAGUAUUUACAACACAUCUCCUUUAUGAUAACAUUCCCAAAUCAUUUUUUGAGAAGAAGGUGAAGAUACUUGUGAUAUUUCGAAAUCCUAAAGAUACAGCUGUCUCCUAUUAUCAUUUUCAAAACAAAAAUCUUUUGCUCCCCAGUGUCGACUCCUGGGAUGAAUUCUUUCAAAAAUUCAUGAAUGGUGAAGUUGCUUGGCAAUCCUACUUUGAACAUGCUCUUGCUUGGGACAAACACAUGGAUGACGAAAAUGUCAUGAUCCUCACAUAUGAAGAGCUGAAAGAAAAUCUGUGUGAGGGAAUUAAACAAAUAGCUGAGUUUUAUGCAUUUCCUCUUUCUGAAGAGAAAAUUAAGUCUCUGGCAAGCAAAGCAACCUUCCAAGAAAUUAGAGACAGAGCCUCCCAAACCCAUGGUUCAAUUGCUCCUGUCAUUUUCAGAAAAGGUGAAGUGGGCGAUUGGAAGACAUUAUUCACGGAAGCUCAGAGCCAGGAAAUGGAUGCAAAAUUUGAAGAGUGUUUAGCAGGAACAAAACUGGGCAGAAGGCUAAGAUAUGAUAAAUACUGCAAAUUCUGAAGUUAUGCCUUAAUUUUUUUAAAAUAAUGUAUAUUGAACUAAGACUUGUAUGGCAAAAGUUUGUUAAUUUUUGAGAUAUAUCAAAUAAA